AUGCCGGUCCCUCGCGAGGAAUACCUCAGCUCGAUCUGGAAGGAUGGCAUCUUCGACAACAAGGUCCUAUUCUGCACUGGAGGCGCCGGCACGAUCUGCUCUAUGCAAGUCCGCGCCUUCGUGGCUCUAGGAGGAAACGCCUGUAUCAUCGGCCGCAAUGUUGAGAAGACGGAGAAAGGCGCAGAGGACAUCGCCACGGUCCGCCCUGGCUCCAAGGUCAUCGGCAUCGGCAACGUCGACGUACGAGAUCCUGCCGCACUCAAAGCAGCAGCAGACCGAUGCGCAAAGGAGCUCGGAGGCAUCGACUUCGCCAUCGCUGGAGCAGCUGGCAACUUCCUUGCGCCCAUCAAUCAACUCAGCUCAAAUGCGUUCAAGACGGUCAUGGACAUUGACGCGCUCGGAUCCUUCAUCACCGCCAAAGCCUGUCUACCUUAUCUAGUCGAGAGUGCUAAGAAGCACACGAACACGGGCAAGCAGUAUCCCAACGGGACUGGUGGAAGGAUGAUCUUCAUCAGCGCAAGCUUCCAUUUCGUUGGCAAGCCAAUGCAGGCGCACGUUAUGGCUGCCAAAGCUGCUGUGGAUCAGAUCUCGAACAGCAUCGCCAUCGAGUACGGACCCUAUGGCAUCACAUCCAACGUCAUCACGCCUGGCCCAAUCUCAGGAACGGAGGGCAUGGAGAGAUUAGGAAGGAGUGACCCGGAAAGCGUGAAGGCCAGCAAGAAGGGCAUUCCAUUAGGUCGGUGGGGCGAAGUGAAGGAGAUUGCUGAUGCGACUGUGUUUCUCUUCUCGGAGGCAGCCUCGUAUCAGAACGGGACGGUCAUGGUGGUAGAUGGGGGGCAAUGGAGGACGAGUGGGGCGUCGGAUGGGAGAGGAGCGUGGCAGUAUCCGGACUUCUUGAUGAGCGGGGAGUCUGUGACUGGAGUGAAAAUCCAGCAGACCUGCGCAACGCUCUCAGAGCUCGAGAAGGUGCUCAAGAAUGCCACUGAGGCGGCUCCAUACUCUACCGCCCCCGGUUGUACCAGCUGCGAGCUGUUCCUCGAAUCCACCGCCCUCAUACCUCUCCACCGACCCGUCAUAGGCCCCUACUCUGAAGGCGGCGAGCACGACAUCCCUUCCAAGUUCAAGACCCGUUGGGCCGACGCCGAAGAAGACCAACAAUAUGCCUUCAAAGGUGGCGAGCGUAAGCAACAGCCCAUAGCCACCGUCCAAGAAAUCGUCGACAUCUCCGACUCCGUGUCCCAAGCCAGCGUACAACGAGCCGCCUCUCGCGGCAUUCAAGCCGCUAUCGAAGCCGCAGAUUGGUUCCGCUACAGCUUCAACAACUCCUGGAGCGCGAAGAACGAGAAUGGGUUGCGCUUCUCGUAUAUAUGUCAGGACUCGUUGCAGAACAAGGACCGGCACGCGAACGGCGCGGCGAGGAAUCAAAUCGUGCCUCUAUCUGAGAGAGUGGAGGUCAGGAAGCAGACUUGGGAUUGCAAGGGGAGUAUCAGUGUGAAGUGUUGCCCAGAGAAGACGAGAAUCGAGGUGUCCUAUAAGCAUUUCGCUGUGCAUCCAACGUAUGCGGAGAGGAAGCCUGCGCCGCGGCGGAGCGGUGCUCGGAUGCAUAUGGGGUGUGCAGAGGGUGGUGUGGUGCAGCGGAUGGGUGGCGGAGGAGGAGACCGGCAGGAGAACGGCCUGGCGGGAGCGUUGCUGGACACGCAGGCUGCUUAUGGCGAGGCGUCGGCUGGGCUACCACCGAAUGUUGGGAAGAAGAGGAAACGGAUGACGUUUGGGGCCAACUAUGGCAAGCCACUCAUCAAUGACGAUCUAUCGCUGGCGGAGCUACUGAAACGUAGCGAGGACGCGAAAGUACCGCCCAAGCAGAGCACCCCCAAGCAGAACGCCAGCUUAGAUCCAGCUGGGAACGGUGGUGGAGUGCAAUAUGAUUUACCGUCCUGGGAGAAACCUCCUCUUGAACCACUUCAGCGGCCACUCCAGCGACCGGUCCAGACACCUCAGACCAACGACAAGCGUCCAUUACCAUAUCAACUACCUUACACACCCACGCAGCAGCACCAACAGCAACAUCACCCUCCUUGGCACUCCUAUCAACCAGCCCAAGCCAACCCACCAACUCACCCACCUUCUGAUCCAACACCUUCCCCAGCUUUCGUACCACAAGCCUUCUCAACUGAAAGAACCGCGCCACCCUCCAUACUGACCGCAAGGCUGGCUUCAGAACAGCACACGUCACCAUUCCCAGAGCCGACAUUUUUGACACUGAAGCCUGCUAGAGUACUCACUGGACCGAACGAUUUCCGCACGGAUUCAAGCUGGCCGGGACAGGGGGGGUGGCCUAAAGAGUCAUCGAGGGUGAUGGAGAGUCCAGCUCCAGCGCAGCAGCAGGCGCAGGCGUACCCGCAGAUGCAGGCGCUCGUGGAGAAGGAGCCGAGUCCUGAUCCGUGGUUUCUUAGUCGAUGA
Saxophila tyrrhenica is the source of this 2460-nucleotide messenger RNA. RefSeq names its product peroxisomal 2 4-dienoyl-CoA reductase sps19 (gene SPS19). Gene Ontology annotation, cellular component: peroxisome. Gene Ontology annotation, biological process: fatty acid catabolic process. The transcript is spliced from 2 exons. Gene Ontology annotation, molecular function: 2,4-dienoyl-CoA reductase (NADPH) activity. The record is from RefSeq and is a predicted model, not a curated record. Bases 1 to 2460 code for a protein of 819 amino acids. Lineage: Eukaryota; Fungi; Ascomycota; Dothideomycetes; Mycosphaerellales; Extremaceae.